This is a messenger RNA of Pocillopora meandrina, 4537 nucleotides long. NCBI's taxonomy places the organism in Eukaryota, Metazoa, Cnidaria, Anthozoa, Scleractinia, Pocilloporidae. The record is from the annotation of a GenBank genome assembly.
GUGGAUAUUACCUGUAGUGCCCUACGGAAUCUGGACCAUAAUCAUUUAUUGGUUUAAUUUUAUCCAUUUUCUUAAGUAUUAUCAUAGAAGUAUGACAAAGACAGUUGCCGUUAUUGGUGCCGGUCCGGCUGGCUUAGCCGCGAUCAAGAGUUGUUUAGAAGUCGGUCUUGAACCGACUGCGUUCGAAACUGAUCCUUGGCUGGGAGGUGCUUGGAAAUACACAGACUUGACUGAAGAAAAACGUAGAAGAAGCUGUGUGGCCUACUCCACUGUAACCAAUACUAGUAAGCACGUUAGCUGUUACAGUGACUUUCCUAUGCCUAAAGAAUGGCCCAAUUUCCUUCCUCAGCAGAAUUACCUCGAAUACUUUCAAAUGUACGCAAGAGAGUUUGACUUGGAAGAGAGGAUUCGUUUUGAGGCUGAUGUUCUCUCUAUAGAGCCAACGUCAGAUUCCAAAGCGGAUCAAAAUGCUCGCUGGAGAGUUCGCUAUCAGGAUUUGAAGCAGAACUGUGAUCAGGUCGAGGAGUUCGAUUUUGUGAUGGUUUGUUCUGGAAUCAAUAAGGAACCUCGUAUCGCUGACAUUCCAGGGUUGGAUGGAUUUUGUGGUGACGUCAUCCACAGCAAGGAAUACAGAACUUGGAAAAACUUUGAAGGGAAACGUGUGAUUGUAGUUGGCAUGGGAAAUUCGGCAGGUAAAUAGUGCUUUUAAGAUGCAUUACAUGUCAUAAAAUGGCUGACUGUCUACCUGCAUGGCAUGUAGAUUGCUUGAGGUCAUGAUGGAUGAUUUGCUGAACAUUCAGACAGGUGCAGUCCAAGGCAAAGAGGGUGAACCAUUAGAUCCCUAAAAGUACCAUAUGUUAAUUCCGUACUGAUUUCCAUACCUGAAUUUGUUAAGACCAGACCCCUUCAUUCUUCUCCUGUUUAAUUAUGGUGUCUCUGGAACCCCUCAAACUCCAAUGCAGGAAGUACUCCUGCCAUCUCCUGCUUGUUUCGACUGAUUCUCUCACAAUUGGCCAACUGACCUGUUAGACUGACAACCUUGACUAAUGAGACUGAUGGAUGAAGAAAUCAAAUUCUAAUUUAUUGCAAGGCAGCUCUUAAUCUGUCAUUUCUCCUCUUGCUUUCAGGAGAUAUUGCCUGUGAAUUAAGUCAUCAUACACAACAGGUAUAUCUGAGCACGCGAAGUGGUGGUUGGGUUGUUUCUCGUUUGCUAGGUGGGGAUGGUCCUGGAGAUACCAAGUUCCUGACAAGAUUGGUAGAUUCAAUUCCAUCAUCCAUCCGUGCACAGGUGUUUCACCACAAACUCAAGAAAGGUUUUAAUUUAGUCAACUUUGGCUUAGAAACAGCUCAUCCACCAGACAAAAGAUCCCCUUUAGUAAAUGACGAACUACCACAUUGUAUAAUCACUGGCUCAAUUCAAGUCAAAGCAGAAAUUGCAAAGAUAAAAGGGAAAAAUGUAGUAUUCACAGAUGGCUCAAAAGUUGAAGACAUCGAUGUGAUCAUUCUGGGCACUGGAUAUAAGUUUCAUUUUCCAUUUCUCUCUGACUCACUUCUUUGCCCAAAAGACAGGUACAUUCCCAUGUACCGAUAUGUAUUCCCACCAUUUUGUAAUCCAGGUACCAUUGCCAUCAUUGGAGCAGUACGUGUAAAUGGGCCUGUCCCACCCAUAGCUGAGAUGCAAUCCCGUUGGGCAGUAAGUGUUUUUGUUGGUAAAAGUAAACUUCCUGAUUGUCAAACUAUGGUGGAAGAAAUUGAAAGGAGACAACAAUUGUUAGAGGCCUCCACGAUAGAGUGUUGUCGAGCUUUUCAUUUGGUAAGAAAUGAGUACCUCCUUUCCAGGAAUACCCACUUAGGUGUAACAUUAUUGGUAAAAACUGUGUUUGAAUGCCUAGCACACUAAGACCUAGAUAUUGCAUUAAGUACAGUGUUGUGUUACAUUCUUAACUAAAAUUUGACUCGAUUACUUGCCUUGUAAUAAUAUUUAGAUGAAGUUGAGAGAGGUUUGCCAUGUCUCAUACAGUCCUUUCUUUAAAUUAUGAUCAUGGACAUCUCUGAAUACUUAAAAACUAUAUGCCAAAGUAGAGGAGGCUAGGUGGAUAAAUAUGAUUGGUAGCCACCAAAACUUAUGGGCUUAAUACUUGUUUUAGUAUGUACCGGUACUAGUCUACUAAAAUGGUGAGAUAACAUAGAACAAAAAGAUGAUUUUAAUGCAUUUCUACCUGCAACAAUUGCAAUAUUUUCAGACACAAAUCCUGUGUGGGUUGCUUGGAGAUGAACAGCAAAGGAUACUCAGAGUUUGAGUAGCCAAUCAGAAAGGGCCAACGCUAUCCAGUGUUUUAGUAUGUACUAAUAAAUUUUAUUUCACAGUAAAAUCACAAUCUGUUGAAUUUUUGAAACCAUUGGUAUAUAGCCAUCUCUCAAAAAUGUGAUUUGUUAUGCCAAAUGACUGAUCAGUGGAAAUUUUGACAUAAUUUAACCCAGUGAAGAGGUGGAAUUGGGUGUCAGUGGAUGUAGGAAGUUAGAGGCAAGGAGUGAGAUAAAGGAUGUGGGAGUUCUGUCUUUGCUAAAAGGUUGAAACAAAGGGACUGAAAGUAGUCUCAGGCAAUUUUUUAAAAUCAAUUGAAAGUAGAGUUCUAAUUAUUACUUUAUGCCAAAUCACAGGUCAACUUUAUCAGGUAUUGUGAUGAAAUGUCAUCUCUAAUUGGAGCAAAACCAAAUCUAUGGCACCUCCUCAUGACAGAUCCAGUUCUUGCCUUCAGGUGCUUUUUUGGCCCAUGUAUACCAGCUCAGUACAGACUAGUUGGUCCUGGAGCCUGGCCAGCAGCCAGGGACAUCAUAAUGGGGGUGCAAGAGAGCAAGCUAUGCCCACUAAGGACCAGGAAAACAGGCCCAAAGGAAGGGAAAGAUAAGAAUUCAACUCUAUCAUGGUUAUUUUGCCUGCUCAUUUUAUUAAUCCUGUUUUUAUUGACAAGUACAUUCUGAGAUUUCAAGCAAUAGGUGAGGUGUAACUUUGGUAGUGUGCAGGAGCACAUGUAUCUGCAAUUAUCUUUUUUUCUCCACCAGUGUGUGGUUAUGCGAGUCAACCUUAAGCGCUAGUUCUCAAGGUUGGUUUAUAAUUUUUAAUGAGAAGAAAAAAAUUAGUUCCUCAAGAAAGAAAUCCUCAAAAGCUCCUCAAAAGAAAAAGCUCCUCAAGUUUGUGGACAUUGUUCUUUCAGGCAGGAAGAUGAACAAAAAAGAAAUGACCCUGCAUUUGCAGAUUCAUACUUUAGCAGUUAUCAUAGAGAUAUGAAAAAGAUGACAAUUAAAAUUUGAUGAUAAUAGAGCUUUAUAAGUAAUGAUAAUAAAUUAACAAUAACUGCCAAAAUUCUGGGGCCAUUGUUACUAGAUGCAGUGAAACAGAUGACAGUGAAAAUGACAUGUGAAGUUGUUAUUGUUGGUGAACUACUUUGUCAGCCAAAAGAUGUAAAUCAAGUGGUCUGGAAAAUGAGAUGACAUACUAGGGAGGGAGUUAAUUGAAUUACAAUUUUGCACUUGUCAACAUUAGUCUCCACUUUUUAAGAACCCACCAACCCCUUAACCCCUGUGAGAAAUCAGCAUCUAAUUUCUCCUUACAACAUCUCUCUUAGCUCACAUGUUAAGGACAUGAGAAUAAAGGAAAUGAUCACCAACUUAAGACUCUCUUGAUUGUGAAACAAAUUCUCCCUGCCUGCACCAUUGAAAAUGUAAAGGGAACAGUAUAGAGAAUACACAUACUGAUGGUAGAGUGUAAGUAGUCAUUACCAAGUAAUUUAAUCAAUUCUCCAUUGUCAAAUUCUUCAAGGGGCUUCUGAAGAGAGUCUGCCUCAGGAAAGCAAAUUUCCCGUAUUGCUUAGGAAAAAAAAGGGGAGUUCUGUCUAAUUGUUGAGCAGAUAGUAUUUGUGUAGUCAUAACGAAAUCUUAAUUUUGAUAUCUUUCAUAUGACAAAACUGAGAAGGUACUAGAUCAAGGUUUUUUUGUUUUUGUUUUUUGGGUGAAGGAACCUAAAAAUUACUGGGUUUGGAAAUGAUCUUUCUCAGAAAUUUGAAAAUCAACUAUAUAAGAAAUAUUUAGAUCUGAACUCCAGAGUUGAUAAUUUUACUAUAAGCAGAAAUUUUUAAUUUAAUUUUUAAUUUUUAAUUCUAAUUUUUAAUUUUUAACUGUAUUUUUACUUUGUAUUUUUGCUAUUUGAAUUUGAAGUUUUAGUGGACCACAAUGAGAACUACUGGUUUUACCGGUAAUUGUGUUAUCCAAUAAAGUCAUUAUUAUUAUUAUUAUUAUUAUUAUAAAACAACUAAGUCAUUUCCAUUAAUAUGAAUUAGGUAGAGUGAAGAAAAGUUUGUAUCCUGAGAAUAAAUUGAGAAACUGCCAUUUCAUUGGCAAAUGUUUAAAAAGAAAAGAGAGACAACAUAGUUGACUUCGUAUGUAAAUAUCAUUUUAUUUUCUAUGACUGGGUCUUACAAUAUAAUGUUUAAUGUAUUUAUUACAAUAAAAAUGUCUAUUAAAUGCUUAUGAAAUAGGG